Diversispora eburnea is the source of this 1194-nucleotide messenger RNA. NCBI's taxonomy places the organism in Eukaryota, Fungi, Glomeromycota, Glomeromycetes, Diversisporales, Diversisporaceae. The record is from the annotation of a GenBank genome assembly.
AUGCAAUAUCACGCUUUUCCAGUGCUAAACCAACAGUUCCUUGUAGAUUCUAGUUACGAAUUCGUACGCGAACUAGGACAAGGAGCUUAUGGAGUUGUAUGUGCGGCCAGAAAUAAAGAAAACGGGGAACAAGUUGCUAUCAAAAAAAUCACAAAAGUUUUUGAAAAAAAUAUUCUGGCUAAACGCGCUUUACGAGAGAUCACAUCUCUUUUAGAUAUGGACAUAACAAAUGUUCAAGAUUUUAACGAAAUUUAUUUGUUCCAAGAACUCAUGGAGGCUGACCUUCAUCAAAUCAUACGUUCCGAACAACCAUUAACCGAUGCACAUUUUCAAUAUUUCAUAUAUCAAAUUUGUCGAGGAUUAAAAUAUAUUCAUUCAGCCAAUGUUUUACACCGAGAUUUAAAACCAGGGAAUUUAUUAGUAAAUGCAGAUUGUGAAUUGAAGAUUUGUGACUUUGGACUUGCCCGAGGUUUUUCUGAUUCACCAGAUCAUAAUGCUGGUUUUAUGACAGAAUAUGUUGCAACCCGAUGGUACAGGGCACCAGAAAUCAUGUUGAGUUUUCAGAAUUAUACUAAAGCUAGUGGAAAACCUUUAUUUAAAGGAAGGGAUUACGUCGAUCAACUUAAUCAAAUAUUAGGAAUUUUGGGUACGCCGGAUGAAGAGACUUUGAGGAGGGUUGGAAGUGAGAGGGCUCAGGUUUACAUUCGUAGUCUUCCAAAAAUGCCAAAAAUUCCUUUUUCACAACUUUAUCCCAAGGCCAAUCCACUUGCUCUUGAUUUACUGGAGAAUCUUCUUAAAUUCGAUCCUGCUGCAAGGAUUACUGUAGAACAAUCAUUGAUGCACCCGUAUUUGGCAGCAUAUCAUGACGAAGAAGAUGAACCUUCUCAUGAAAAUAUGUUUGAUUUUUCAUUUGAGAGUGUCGAUUUAAUAGAUGAAAUGAAGAAGAUGAUUGCCCAAGAAGUGAUGUCUUUCAAAGCUUCCAAACAAGCAGCAUUAGGAGGAUUAAAUGGUGGGCAAUUAGGUCGUAAACCAAGUUUAUCGGCUCCCGAACGUGAAGCAAUAACUCAACGUCAACAACAAAGUAAUCGUAAUUCCAUUUACGAAUAUGGUGCAGCUAGUCAACAUGCAGCUGUUCCUGACACAGACAUGGAAGUGGAUGAAUUAGAAAAGGAAUUAGGUGGUGGAAUGACUUAA